Catharus ustulatus (Swainson's thrush) is the source of this 2564-nucleotide messenger RNA. Its product is annotated as zinc finger protein 3-like. Lineage: Eukaryota; Metazoa; Chordata; Aves; Passeriformes; Turdidae. The transcript is spliced from 3 exons. Gene Ontology annotation, biological process: regulation of transcription by RNA polymerase II. The record is from RefSeq and is a predicted model, not a curated record. Gene Ontology annotation, molecular function: DNA-binding transcription factor activity, RNA polymerase II-specific; RNA polymerase II cis-regulatory region sequence-specific DNA binding. Bases 975 to 2126 code for a protein of 383 amino acids.
GGCACCGGCACCGGCCGUCAGCGGACACAGGUAACCGCGACGGGGCCCGGGGAACCGCGACGGGCCCGCACGGUGACAGGAUGGGCCCGGGGGACGGGAACCAGCUCCCGGGAAGGAGGAAAGGGACGGGAGCCAGGAGUGGGAUCAGGCUGAGCCCACGGUGACAGGGACGAGCGCUGAGGAAUGGGGACGGGGACAUGCCAGCGGUGACAGGGACAUGCCAGCGGUGACAGGGACAAGCUCUGGAUAUCGGGGAUGGGGGUGAGCCCAUGGUGACAGGGAUGGUAAUGAGGAUGAGGAUGAGUCCCCGGGAACAGGGAUGCAUCCUCAGUGGCAGGGAUGGGGUGUAGGUAAUGGGGACCAGCCCCAACUGAUGCAGAAACAGGGAUAUGCCAGUGGUGACAAAUAAGAACAUUCCCCCACUAAAGGGAAUGUGCCAAAGAUGGACAGGGAUGUGUCCCAGCUCACAGGGAUGACAGAGAUGUGCCAAAAGCAAUGGGAAAGUGCCCCAGGUGACGGUGUGGCCGUGGGAUGUGCUGUUGGCUCUCAGGAGCUGCACGGAGCCUGAUGGACACGGCUCCUCUGGUGCUUGUGCCUGUCCCCAGGGAAGAGGGCGAGCAGAACACCUGCCCCGAGUGUUUCAGCCAUGUUGGGCCCUACUGGGUGAUGUGGGAUGGUGCCACCUGUCCUGCUCCCACCUGAGGGCUGGGAUGGAUCCUGGAUCCUGGGAAUCUGCCCCUGGUCUGGGGAGGAACAGCUGAGCCUCGCUGCGACGUCUGGGAAUGUCCCCCUUGACACGGCUCUGUCCAUAGGGGCUCGGGGAGGGGCUCGGGGGGACCCCCAGGUGGAGCCUCCUGUACUUGCAGGUGCCAGCGGCGGGCGAGGGUGAGGCGGGCACUCUGCCGGAGCAGGAGCUGGGGAGCGCGGACAGCCGGGAGCUCCGUGGGAUCGCCAGGAAGGGGAAUUACGAGGCCAUGGUCCCUCUUGGGUCUGAGGAUGCUGGUUCCAAACCUGCACUGCUGCCACUAGCCGAGGACAGGGAGGAUCCAGGGAGCCCCGGGCUGCCGGAGAAGGGAGCGGUGCCAGGACAGCUUGGUGACAGUGAGAUGGUUGUGAUCAAGACAGAAGAGCAGCAGCCGCAGGAGGACGGAGCUGAGCUCCUGGCACUGCCGAUGGUGCCCGCGGUCAGGCUGGACGAGGAGGUUCCCCUCAGCCAGGAGCAGCCGGUUUCCUGGGACAGCCACGGCGUGGCCGGGCCGAAGGCUGCCGGAGCAGGCUUGGGGGAAUUCUGCCUGGGGGAAUUCAAGCCGGUGGUGGUGCCGGUGGAGGCUCACCCUGCCCCGGGCCUGCCCUUCCCCACGGAGCACGCGCUGGGCGCGGGCACGGAGCAGCCGUUCGCCCUCGCCCAGGGAAUGCCGCUGGGAGAAGACCCCACGGCCGAGGUGGCGUCGCCGCAGCCCGGCUGGGAGCAGCAGAGUCUCCAGGACGAUCCUGGGGCGCUGCCGCCGGGCUGGAAGAGCGUCCGGCUGACACGGAACCUCCUGGCACGGCAGCAGAGCCGGGCGAGGAAGAGCAACGGCUCCUUCAUCUGCACGUCCUGCGGGAAGAGCCUGGCCCACCACGCCGCGCUGCUGCGGCACCAGCGCCUGCACACGGGCGAGCGGCCCUUCCAGUGCCCGGCCUGCGGCAAGAGCUUCAACGAGAAGUCCAACCUCAACAAGCACUACCGGAUCCACACCGGGGAGCGGCCGUACCGCUGCCCCGCCUGCGGCAAGGGCUUCGUGCAGAAGCACCACCUGCAGAAGCACCAGCGCAUCCACGGGCCGCAGCUCCGCAGCGCGUGGCCGGGCCGGCCGGCGAGGGCCAGCGCCACCGGGGAGCGGCUCUACCGCUGCAUCGAGUGCGCCGAGAGCUUCCCCCAGAAAACAUCGCUGGAGGAGCACCAGCGCCGGCACACCCAGCAGCGCCCCUUCCAGUGCCACGGCUGCACCAAGAGCUUCCGGCACCGGCAAUCGCUGAACCACCACCAGAAGGUGCACGCCGUGGCCACCUCUCCGGCCGGCAGCUUGCCGGGACACGAGCCCGAGCUGGAGCCCUGCGAGGCUCUGAGCCAGGAUAAUCGGUAGCCAGAGGGCUGGAGAGGGGAAGGGACAGUGGUUCUUCAGCGUGUGACACACCGGGCAGCUGGGACUUGUGGAAGCACCGGGAGUUUGUCCAUGAUGCUGUGGGAUUUGUGGCACCACCUGGGUCUCAGGAGGAGGAGCAGGAGGAGCAGGGAGCUGCUGUGCUGUGCCAGCGGGGAAGGCCCAGGGUGGGAUGGGACUGGCCACGAGGCAGCAGAGGAGGGGAGGCUCAGUGGCUGAGCCGAGCCGGGUGGUGUCGCUGCCCCAUGGAUUCAGCAGAGGAGCGGCUGUGUCAGACCCCAGGGUGGAACUCGGGUUGUUUGAACACCACCACUUGCAGGGAGUGGUCAGUGGCCUGGGGGCAGCUGAUAGCCCUGAGAGGCUGUGGGGGCUGGGUGGCAGGACCAGCCGGGAAGAGAAUCAGAUAAAAGACUGAGCUGA